AUGUCUAGCCCUAAGCGCAGAAUCGAAACAGAUAAUGAUAUAUUACUUGGUGCUAAUAUGACUCCUAGGUUGAUGAGUGACUAUGAGGUGACCCUGGUUAAUGAUAACAGUGAGCAAGAAUUUUACGUGCGUUUUAAGGGUCCUGAGGAGACACCGUUUGCCGGCGGACACUGGAAAAUCCACGUUGAAUUACCUGAUCAAUAUCCCUACAAGAGCCCAAGUAUUGGGUUUGUCAACCGGAUUUUUCAUCCGAACAUUGAUGAGCUCUCUGGCUCUGUUUGCCUGGAUGUGAUCAACCAGACUUGGUCGCCCAUGUACGACAUGGUCAACAUCUUCGAAGUUUUCCUUCCUCAACUACUGCGUUACCCGAACCCUUCAGACCCGCUCAAUGGCGAAGCUGCAGCCAUGUUGAUGAGAGAACCCAAGAGCUACGAUGCCAAGGUGAAGGAAUAUGUCUCCAAAUAUGCCAGUAAAGAAGCAGUGGACGAUGCUGGAGAAGACACCGAAUCCGAAGACGAAUUGAGCUCGGCUGGCAGCUACGAGUCUGGUGGCGAAGAACCCGCCGGUGCAAUGGACGAUGUCUAA
Messenger RNA from Aspergillus wentii DTO 134E9, 585 nucleotides. RefSeq names its product E2 ubiquitin-conjugating protein UBC8. Gene Ontology annotation, molecular function: ubiquitin conjugating enzyme activity. Gene Ontology annotation, cellular component: nucleus. The coding region runs from base 1 to 585 and encodes 194 amino acids. The transcript is spliced from 6 exons. Lineage: Eukaryota; Fungi; Ascomycota; Eurotiomycetes; Eurotiales; Aspergillaceae. Gene Ontology annotation, biological process: ubiquitin-dependent protein catabolic process; protein polyubiquitination. The record is from RefSeq and is a predicted model, not a curated record.